Arabis nemorensis is the source of this 2424-nucleotide messenger RNA. Lineage: Eukaryota; Viridiplantae; Streptophyta; Magnoliopsida; Brassicales; Brassicaceae. The record is from the annotation of a GenBank genome assembly.
AUGGCGAACAGAGGAGGCAGAUCGGAGAAAGUGAAGAGAAUUUUCCAGCAAUUCGACGGAAAUCGUGACGGUGGGUUAAACCGAGAAGAGAUGUCGUUUCUCGUCGUAUCUGUAAACCCUAGAGUGAAAUUCAGCGAAGAACAGAUUAGUGCGAUUCUCGACGAAGUUUUCCGAACAUACUCUGAAUUCAUCGACGGUGAUAAAGGUUUGACUUACGACGGUCUUCUUCGGACUUACGACGACGGUGCCGGUGAUGUUGAUCGUGAUUUCGAAGCUUUAGGGAUUGAAUUAACCGCUGAUGAAACAAAGGAAGAAGAAGCUUCGUCGUCUUCGAUUACCGACGAGAAAGGUGGUGUUGAGUCACAGAGGAAACAGAGAACCGCUGCUUGGGCGGUUUCUCCUAACGACGGGAUUGUUUUCGACGAGACGUGGAAACUCGUCGACGAUUUGGAGAUUCUUGUUAAGAGAUUGAAAUCGAAGCAGGAGAAAGAUGGAAAAUUGAAAUCGGAUGGUAAUGGUAAUAACAAUAACGUUGAUGCGUUUUCCGACGCCGGUUGGUCGAGAGAGUUAGGUCCGUCAUCUGAUGUGUCCGAUAAGAGAAUCAUCUAUUGGGAAGAAUCGAGUCACGAUUAUGCGGUUUUCGUUAAGGAAUUAGGAGUGUUGAGGAGUAAAUCAGACGGUGCUAGAUCAAAAGAAGAAGCUUUUGAUGGACAUAUGGCGAUUGGUAAGGUAUUGUAUGAUCAUCAAUUGUUUAAAGAAGCUCUUGUUAGUUUCAAGAGAGCUUGUGAAUUGCAACCAAUAGAUGUGAGACCUCAUUUUAGAGCUGGGAAUUGUUAUUACGUUUUGGGGAAAUGUAAAGAAUCGAAAGACGAGUUCUUGUUGGCGUUGGAAGCUGCGGAAUCCGGUGGGAAUCAAUGGAGUUACUUGCUUCCUCAGAUUUAUGUCAAUCUUGGUAUCUCUCUUGAAGGUGAAGGUAUGGUUUUGAGUGCUUGUGAGUAUUAUAGAGAAGCUGCGAUUCUGUGUCCUACGCAUUAUAGAGCUUUGAAGCUUCUAGGUAGUGCUCUGUUCGGUGUAGGAGAGUAUAAAGCGGCUGUGAAGGCCUUAGAGGAAGCUAUAUAUAUGAAAACGGAUUACGCGGAUGCGCAUUGUGAUUUGGCUUCGUCGCUUCAUGCUAUGGGUGAAGAUGAGAGGGCUAUUGAAGUUUUCCAGAGAGCUAUAGAUUUGAAACCUGGUCAUGUCGAUGCACUUUAUAACCUCGGUGGACUUUACAUGGAUUUGGGUAGGUUUCAAAGAGCUUCUGAGAUGUAUACUAGAGUUUUAACGGUUUGGCCUAAUCAUUGGCGGGCUCAGCUUAACAAGGCUGUGUCUUUGUUGGGUGCGGGAGAGACCGAAGAAGCUAAGAGGGCUCUAAAGGAGGCGCUGAAAAUGACAAACCGGGUUGAGUUGCACGAUGCGAUAUCUCAUCUGAAACAGUUGCAGAAGAAAAAGGUUAAGAAAAAUGGUAAUAAUGCGAUUGAAGAAGGUCCGUUUAUCAUCGUGGAACCUUCCAAGUUUAAGACGGUGGGCGAGAAGACUACCAUGAGACCAGAUUUAGCAAUAGCUCUUCAAAUAAGGACUUUCCAGAGAGUUACAAGACUCGGGAAGUGCGAUGUGGAAGCACUAAGAAGAGAAAUGAGAGACAACGAUGUUCCGGUAUCUUAUUCCGGCAAUGGCGGGCCUACAAAAUCUAUCCGCAGACCAAACUUAGAAGAGAUUCUCCGGCGUCUCCUUACUGUCCUGAAACCCGAAACUUUCCAAGGAGUGAUCAAAGCCAUAAACGAGAAAAUCCUCUCGGUUCUUGAUGAUUCAGGGUCGGGAAGAGUCGAUUUAGGAAUGUUCUACGCAGUGAUUGCUCCUUUAUGCGGUGGCCAUCCAGACAAAAGGAAAAGAGUUGCAUUUGAUGCGCUUCUUUGGAGACCAGGAAACGAAGGAAGCUCUCAGAUCACAAAAGUCGAAGCCAUCAAAUACUUCAAACUCUUGAGAGCUAUCUACCUACCGUCACAAGGAAUGAGUGAAAUGUUAGAAGUUCAUGGAGAAACCGAUACUUCAACGGUAACAUUCAACCAGUUUCUAGGGAUGUACGAUGAUUCAGAAUGGGGAUUUGGUAUCAUGUCCACUCUUGUUAAACUCGAAAGAAGAGAUAGGAAUCGACACGGGAACCAGGUUUGCUCGGUUUGUCGGUAUCCGAUCAUCGGGUCUCGGUUUAAGGAAGUGAAAACCGGUUUUAGCCUCUGUAACCAAUGUUACAGCGAAGGGAAGAUUCCUCCAACGUUUAAACAGCAGGAAGAAUAUAAAUUCAGAGAAUAUGGGAAUGAAAUGGAAGCCAUGAAAGCUAAGUGUGUGUGUUUUUCAAUGCAGUCUCAUAAAAAACCGAUUGCCACUUGA